Molecule: messenger RNA, 720 nt
Organism: Brassica oleracea var. oleracea
Lineage: Eukaryota; Viridiplantae; Streptophyta; Magnoliopsida; Brassicales; Brassicaceae
Product: glutathione S-transferase T3-like
Exons: 1
Coding region: 1-720 (239 amino acids)
Source: RefSeq, a predicted model, not a curated record
AUGGAUUAUAAUCCAUUUACGCAGAGUUCAAACUUUGUUGAGCUACUUAAUAGCCAACAAAGUAUUUCAUUUGGUAACUACGAAGACAGUACACUAUCUUCAUCUCAAGUUCCUCUUUUACGCACUGAUGAUGUUUGCGAGCGUCGGGAACGAAGAAAGUGGACUCCCACAGAAGAUGUUGUGUUGAUCAGCUCGUGGCUAAACCCGAGUAAAGAUCCAGUGGUUGGCAACAAGCAAAAAUCAGGCGCCUUCUGGAAGAGAAUCGCAGCUUACUUUGGGGCAAGUCCAAAGCUUGUUGGCUGCGAACAGAGAGAGGCUAGUCACUGUAAGCAACGGUGGCACAAGAUUAACGAAUUGGUUUUCAAGUUCUGUGGGUGUUAUGAAGCCGCAACUAGAGAGAAAAGUAGCGGAUGCAAUGAGAAUGAUGUCCUGAAAAGAGCUCAUGAAAUAUUCUACAAAAACCACAAGAAGAAAUUCACCCUUGAGCAUGCUUGGAAGGAGUUAAGGAACGAUCAGAAGUGGUGUGACCUUGCCACUGCCAAAAACGAUGGAGGCUCUAAGAAGAGGAAGUGUGAUGAUGGUGUAGAUUCAUCAAGCUCUCAGGCUACUGAAUCCAAGCGUCCCGACGGUGUGAAGGCUACAAAGGCCCGUGGUAAGGAGACUAUGGCAGAGGAAAAUGCGCUGAAUGAGCUUCAGAGAAUGUGGGACAUUAAACAGUAG